UGAUUUCACAAGCUCGUCGUCACUGUGUUCGCAGGAAGAUCUGUCUCUUCUUCCUCCUCCUCCUCCUGAAAACCCCAAUUUGCAGUGUUAUGUAUAAAUCUUUACACUCUGAAAACCCUAUCCAAUGGUGGGACCCAAAAGGCAAUUCCUCCCACUGAUCUUCAUCUCCCUCGCCGCUUUCAUCUUCUACACUCUCCACCAUUCUACUUUCCCUCCUUCAAUCCCCGAAUUCAACCCCAAUUUCACUCUCUCUACCCCAAUUCGAACCCGAAACCCCCUUUUCCCCAACUUCACUUUCGUCAUCAAAGUCCUCGCCUUUAACCGCCUCGAUUCUCUCUCCCGGUGCCUCCGUUCCCUCGCCGCCGCCGAUUACCUCGGCGACCGCGUUCACCUUCAUAUUCACAUUGACCAUUUUUCCCUCGACAACGCCUCCUCCGUGGAUCACAAGCUUCGUGAAUCGCAUCGGAUUUUGGAGUACGUUGAUGGGUUCGAUUGGAAAUUCGGCGAAAAAGUGGUGCAUUACAGAACCAGCAACGUGGGUUUGCAGGCACAGUGGUUGGAGGCGUGGUGGCCAAGUUCCGAUGACGAGGUUGCGUUCAUUGUGGAGGAUGAUUUGGAGGUUUCGUCGCUUUACUAUGAGUUCGUUAAGACAUUGAUUUUGAAUUUCUAUUACAAUGGUUCCAAUUAUAGCCCAUCCAUCUAUGGAGUCUCGUUGCAACGAGCAAGGUUUGUUCCAGGUAAACAUGGAAACAAAUUACAGUUGGAUGAUCAGACACGACUUUUCUUGUAUCAGUUGGUUGGCACAUGGGGUCAAGUUCUCUUUCCAAAGCCAUGGAAAGAGUUUAGGUUGUGGUACGACAAAAACAAAGCAAAAGGGAAUAAACCAUUUCUUGAGGGGAUGGUGACUACAGGAUGGUAUAAGAAGAUGGGAGAGAGAAUUUGGACACCUUGGUUUAUUAAGUUUAUUCAAUCCCGUGGUUAUUUUAAUAUCUAUUCAAAUUUUUUGCAUGAGAGAGCAUUAAGUGUCUCUCACAGAGAUGCGGGAGUGAACUACGGGAAAACUGCUGGACCUGAUUCUAAAUUACUAGAGGAAAGAUCUCUGGACUUCAACCUUUUGGAAAUGCAACCUUUGAGUAGUUUAAAAUGGUUCGAUUUUUGUUUCAGAGAAGUACAUCCUGAAAAGGUUGUUGGGAACCUAGAAGAACUAGGAUCUUUUCUUCGUUCUCUUUGGAAACAAGAUAGUGUCUUCUUCGUAAAUCUCUUCGGGGUGUCAAAUGCUAUAGCAAGAAACAUACUGUGCUACUUUGAGAGGCUAAAUAUCAGGAAUUACUUACUCAUGGGCCCUCCAUCUGACUUCUUAUUUGAUCUGGCAAGGAGGGGACAUCCUGUAAUUGAUGUAGACCAAUUUAUAAGUAGCGUUGGAUUGUAUAAAUUGACUUCGCAAGGUUCAAGUAUUGAGACCAUCAAGGGUAUUUUGACAAAGACACAAGUAAUUAAAAUUUGUAUCGAGAAUAAGUAUAACACUUGGGUUAUGGAUGGGAGCAUGCUUCUCACUUCAGACCUCUUGUCUGAGGCCAGAGAUCCCAAUGAUGACUUCUUUGUUGCAAACAACUUGGAACUCUUUUAUGUUAAAAGCUCAUCUUCUAGUGAGAAAAUCUGGGUUGAUGACUUUGUGUCCAAGGUUGUAGCCAAGGCAGAAUCUUUGGCAGGAAAAGAUUCACCAACCCUUGGUAGUAGCUUAAGCUUUGUGAAUAUUGUAACAAAAUUGUUGGAACAGAAUGGUGCGAGGAUUAGAAGAGUUGAUGAGACUUCUUUUGGCACGAAAAUUGGCUCUGGUAAUGUUAGUGGAUCUUCUCUUGGAAAUAAAAAGUUGGUGUAUUGGUCAACUGAGGUGGAGCUGGAUUCAAUUCAGAAAUGGCUUGAAGAGUUGAAUUUGUGGAGCAUAGACAGUGAUUUAUCCUGCACCGCAGUGGUCUGCCACAAGUCGUAGCAUUUUAUGGAAGCUAGUAGUUCUACAAUUUUUUUUCCUUUUUUGAAAUGCCAAUUUAUCUUAAACAUUCUUUUGACCCGUUUUGUAUCAUCAUUUGUAUCAAAAAAUCAAGUUGUCAAUGCAAGG
This is a messenger RNA of Abrus precatorius (Indian licorice), 2116 nucleotides long. RefSeq lists its product as uncharacterized. The record is from RefSeq and is a predicted model, not a curated record. Bases 125 to 1990 code for a protein of 621 amino acids. NCBI's taxonomy places the organism in Eukaryota, Viridiplantae, Streptophyta, Magnoliopsida, Fabales, Fabaceae. The transcript is spliced from 3 exons.